Messenger RNA from Gymnodraco acuticeps, 932 nucleotides. RefSeq names its product regulator of cell cycle (gene rgcc). The record is from RefSeq and is a predicted model, not a curated record. NCBI's taxonomy places the organism in Eukaryota, Metazoa, Chordata, Actinopteri, Perciformes, Bathydraconidae. Gene Ontology annotation, biological process: regulation of cell cycle. The coding region runs from base 132 to 422 and encodes 96 amino acids. The transcript has 2 exons.
GAGCUCGCGCUGAGGGUUAGUUCAAGACGAGUUGCACGAGAACACAGUGGGACUUUACACUGAGGACACAUUUACAUAUUUAUAUUUUAUAACUCAGAUUUUGGAUAAUCUCAAACCUGAUCACUGGAAUAAUGAAGUCUCCAAAGCUGAAGCCUCAAGCCAAGUUGCUGCAUGAGGAUCUGACGGACGUGCUGUGUGAGUUUGACGCGGUGAUGGAGGACUUCACGUCGCCGGUGGAGAAACGUCACUUUCGGUACGAUGAACACCUGAAGACGAUGAAGAGGAGGAGCAGCGCGAGCGUGAGCGACAGCGGCAUCAGCGACUCAGAGAGUGAGUGGCAGAAACCCGUUAGAAAGUGUGUGUUAGUCAGCGAGGGGAGGGAGGAUUGUCCUGUCAGAUAUACUCUGUGGAUCAUGCGAUGACACACAGGCCACUGUGGAUGAAGUCAGAGAUGUGUUUGGAAGUCCUAAAUCAUGUCAAGUUACAGAAAGCUUGUUUAAAAUGUAUUUCUAUAAGUGCAAUGACACAUAUGAGACUUCAGAAGGGGGAUCAGGCAAUGCAGAUUCAAGAUUCAAAAGCUUUAUUGACAUAUGCACAAUAGGUACAGUCCCAGGCGUCUUUACUUCAGACAAAUAAGUAUAAAAAUAGGAAUAAAAUGUAGUCAAAUUAGUAAUAAAUUCACUAUGUAAAAAAGGAUAAAAUACAAGCAGAAUGUAAAAUACUGAACAGUGGAAUUAAAUACUGCUAAUUGUAAUGAGACAUUUUAGAGUUUCUGUAUCUGUCACUCAUGGCUGACGGUCUGAAGUAGUUUGCCAUGUCAUACGAUCAUAGAGAUCCGUCUUAUUUAUCUAUAACUCACUGACUCCUCCUCUGUACUGCUUCUCCUCCUCUGUACUGCUUCUCCUCCUCUGUACUGCUUCUCCUCCUCUGUA